UUCAGUCUGGACGCGACGAGCGUUACGUUCGUUGCGCGUGUUUCGCGUUAAAGUGAAAUCAUGUGCGAAAAACGUGGUAUGUGCACGAGUAGACGACAGGUGCCUCUUCUAGUAGUGACUACUUUGUUAGUUGGCGUGCGCCCGGAAAUAGUCGAUCCGAAUUUCAAGGAACCAAUUACCAAUGUAACUGCGCCGGUUGGAAGGGAAGCAAUUUUAUCUUGCGUGGUUCAAGAUUUAGCAGAAUACAAAGUAGCAUGGCUACGGGUAGAUACCCAAACGAUAUUAACGAUAGCUAGUCACGUUAUCACGAAAAACCAUCGAAUAGCCGUUUCUCAUAGCGACCAUCGCACGUGGUUUCUCCACAUACGAGAGGUAAAAGAAUCUGACAGGGGAUGGUACAUGUGUCAGAUUAAUACGGAUCCAAUGAAAAGUCAAACUGGUUACCUGCAAGUUGUCGUUCCUCCGAAUAUUCUGGACUAUUCAACGAGCACAGACAUGGUGGUACCAGAAGGCAGUAAAGUGACUUUGCACUGCGAGGCGACGGGAUCACCGGGACCUAACAUCACCUGGCGACGCGAGGAUGGCCAAUUAAUACCCUUGGCAAAUGGACGAAAAGUGCAGAGUGUCGAAGGACCAAAUUUUAAUAUUUCUAAAGUAAAUCGAUUACAUAUGGGCUUCUACCUUUGCAUCGCAUCCAAUGGCGUGCCACCAUCAGUUAGUAAAAGAAUUAUGCUGACUGUUCAAUUUCCACCCAUGAUUUCGGUGCAGAAUCAAUUGGUGGGCGCUCAGGAGGGACAACAGUUGACUCUGGAGUGCCACUCGGAGGCUUAUCCUAAAUCCAUCAAUUAUUGGACAAGAGAUAAGGACGAGAUAGUUCCGCAAGGAGGGAAAUACGAGCCUAUACUAUUGGACAACGCGUAUAAAGUUCAUAUGAAAUUAACGAUAAGUUCCGUCAGUCCGUCCGAUUUUGGAUCGUACAAGUGUGUCUCUAGAAAUGCAUUAGGAGACACCGAUGGCACCAUCAAAGUUUAUCCAAUAACAUCUUCGAACUCUACUGGUAGUAAUACAAAAUACAAAGGGAAAUUAAGGCACAAUUCGAGAAACGAUAUUUUCGAAGGAAACCAAGACAUGCUGAAAGAAAGAGAUCUAAAGUUACGAGGCCGCAAAGAAACCAGCGGAAACGAAGAGGAUGAUUACGAAGAUUCCGCUGCGGCGUCGAACAAGGACUCUUUCAGCUUGAUUUUCGCUUUGGUCACAUUCACCAUUUACCUCUACCAUCAUCCGCAGUUAAGAACGCUACAUCCGGCUUGAAGAGCGGCCCCCACCGUGCCAGCACAUUAUCAUCAAAUCCUUCUUUCGAUCGCGACCCAUCGACAAUUUGUAAAUCCACUCAAAAAUCCAUCGCUCAGGGACUCCAUACCGAGGAUAAAUUAAAUCAUGAAAUCGCGCUGACCACCCGUCACACCUGUAUUAUAAGACGACACACUCUAUUAUGAUUAGUAUCGUUGUUAUUGUGUAACGAUAUUAGCCGUCGUAAGUUAUUCGUAAACCGUAAUAGCGUAGAUUAAGCGGAUGGAAAAAUUCUUUUAUCGCGAAGAACGUCACGUAGCGAGCAAUAAGUAAGGGAACACGAGAAGAUCCUGUGCUGGAAUUGAAUUUACAGGUGCGUUAUGUAACGAGCCUGGAUCAUGCUCAAUGGUACGCUAUACUUCGAGAUAGUAACCAAUGUGAAAUUUCGUUCUUAGUUUUCGCGUAGUCAGUUGCGUUAACGUUUUACCACGAGAUUAAGAUCGUGGUAGCCGUUCUUCGCGAUGUUUCGCGCAUUAAAUUAGAAAACAUUGCUUAAUUUGUCUUUAUAUUUCGCUAGUCAGAAAUUAGUACUUUUAGUACUCUCUCUUAUAUUCUUCGCAGCGUAGACAGGCGCGGUAGAGAUGAUCGAACAAAGGAAAACGAAGAUAAUAAUAAAGUAAGAGAUAUACAGAGUCACAUAGAUUUUCUCGCAAAGCGUGUCUAAAAUGCUCACGGGGAAAGUUUUUGUCUAAAAUUUCGAAACUAUCUACUACGAUCUCGAAAGAAGGAAUUACAAUGUAUAUCGCGCUUUACUUUUCCUCUUGUUUACAAAUAUCUCAUUUCUACCUCUAUCCGUUGCUUAAAGUUAUAUCUCUUGUGACAACGAUAUUGCAAACUAUUUAUUGCUGCGUAAUAAAAAAAAGAACAUCGAGUUACGAUAGAUCAGACUUUUCGUUUCCAUCGUUUCAGUUCUCGAGGAAGAUCGAUAACGUAUAGAAAUCUGGUAUAAUCGAUUUUGCGAAUACGUAAUAACGAGCGCUCGACAACUAGCACCAACAGCCUCCGUGGAAGCCUCCAGUGAUUCGUAUUUAUACCAAGGACAAUGUGUAUCGAACGAAACGAUUACCGAUAUGCAUUCGUGUAUAUAUACAUAUACAUAUACAUAUACGACCGCUUUAUUUAUAUAUAUAUAAAUAAAGUAUUAUAAUACGGUCCAUGUAUUUGCAUAGGUAAUCGUAUAUUCGUACGUAUGUAUAUAAUAUAACUGUAUGUAGUACGUUAGAUAUAGUAUUAUCCAAAGACUGAGAGCAUCGUUUCGACGCUCUUGAACUGCAUUAAAUAAUUAAAUAACGAAAGAUGGCCGAAACUGAAUCACACCUCGCGUGGCCCGUAAAAAUCACUGAUCGAUCGAAGAUGGAAUCUCUGUGUGAAACAGCGCGCAGGAAAAACUGUACAGUCCCUUAAUUGUAAUUUCUCAAGCUAUCCGUGAAAAUCGUGCAAGAAAAUGGCAUUGUCCUCGCUAAAUUAUACUAGCGUUUUCCAAGAUAAUCUUUCUUCGCGAAGAAAAGAAAUUUCUUUACAGUUAGAAAGGAUUAACUAAAAUUUGAAACGUUCGAUGUCGGGUGAAAAAAAAUUACGGAGGCACGUCCCACCUAAACUUUUCCCUUAUUUUAACCUUUGAAAUUAUUAUGAAUAAUUUCGCUCGGUUAAGAACUAAUCCUUUCGUAAACAUUCCAAUCGACUUCGAGUCGAAUUUUAAAGGGUUACUCUGUUUUAGACGAUGCCCGAAUAUUUACGUGGCCGGCCGUGAAUACAUUACGAAGCACACUUCGUAUGAGAAGUUGUUCGCUAUCGUUACACGAGAAGAGAGUGAUUGGAAAUCUAUUUCGCAAAUCGGAUUUCUCGAAAAAUUCUCAAAGAACAUUCCAAAUCGAUAUCACGUUUUAAACUGGUACGAAUAAUCGGCAAAUGAUAACUAUGAGAUAGAAUAAUAGGAAAACGAAAUUUUCCAUUUCCAUUGGCAGCAUCUACAUAUUGUUCGCUAUUCGAUGCAGAUUCGAACAAUUUCAAAGAUAUACGCUAUAUACGUAUACAUAACUACGUCAAAUUUUUGUAAUAAUGGAGACAUUAAGCAGUCUCAAAUAACAAAAAAAAGAAAAACGCCAUUAACUUUACCAUACAGUCUAUAAAUGUAAUACAAGUGGAAUGUAAAUUGAAACUUAUAGAUUUAAUUAAGCGAUACACUAACAUAGAGAUUUUAUUAAAAUGUACGAAAGAGCGUGAAGCUUAUAGGCUUUAGAAUUAAAACACAUUUAAAUACAAAGAUUAUAGAUGUAUGUACUUAGAAUACGUCGAAAUUGAACGCAUAUACCGGUAUAAUGAUUACAUUAGUACGUAAAUAGAAAAGUUUGUUUAUAUUCACGCAUCAUGAAACGUCGAUAGAUAUUUGAGAAAGUUUAUCCGUUACGUAAUAUGACGGAAUAAUGUCGAAAAAUAUUUGUAAAAUCAGGAAAAUUUGUUCCCUAUUUAUGGAAAUGUGCGACGUGUUUCGGAAAUAAAAAGAAUUAUUUCUUUCGAUGAAAUACGAAACGCGUUUAAAAAGUCCUUCGACAAUACUGGACUUGAAUUAUUUACUAUACGUUUGUCGUAGCUCAAGGACCAAAGGUUUAUGGUAAUUUUAAAACGAGUAUUUCUUAAUGCCAAAUACGAGAUUUCUUUUGUCUUUUAUUUCAAACUCGAACAUCUUGCAUAAAUAAAUUACAAAGUGGAAUUUUCGAACUGUGUACUUGUCGGUUUUGUUGUAUUUCGAACGUAUAACGAAGGUACGAAGCUUAUCGUUCGAAAUAACUGUAAACCGAACGUACCGACUAAAAUUCGAUCUGACGCGUUAAGAAAAUCUAUUAACUUUUUUGCCACCUAAUUUAUUCGUAACUUCAACGUUCAACGUAUCGUUCAACGACCGGCAGCUUACGUGAAAAUUCGCUGUUACGUCGAAAAGCAAUAGUUGUUAUCUUUGUGUAUCUGCAAUUUUAUUUGCGAAUUAAUGCGACAGUAGCACGAAAAUUAAUCAAUUUUCCGAAAUAAAUAGCGUUUUAACGUUUUAACGACGCUAGCUGAAAGAUAUACGGUUGCUCGCGAAGGUAUAAACGCGUUAUAGGCAUUGUACAAAACUUUUCGAAAUUUCAUUAGUACAGCAACGAGACGUCGUUACCGUGACAACUACUGCCGUGUGGGUAAGACUCGUAAGAGCUACAAGACGUUUAUCGCGAGCAUACACUUAGCGAAGAAUUAAGUGGUAAACAGUAGAAGUAAAUAAAUCGUCUGAAACUGAAAUGAAGCGAAUGAAAUUAUGCUCGCAUUAAUAAAAUAUCUUGUAAUCUCUAUCGUAAUGUACAUCUUGAAAUUCGUUUCAAAUUUGACCAAUAUACUCGUAGUCACGACGGUCGAGCCUCGUUACGUUGCUAAUGAAAUUUCCAAAUAUUUUCCUCCUACAUCUUCACCUACGUGACACAUAAUACAUCGAUAAGCGUACAAAUACUUUCGUGAGCCACUCUACGUACACGAGUUCCACGAGUAACACGAGUCCAGCCUGUUUAGAGAUAGAAACACUUGAACUUUGGCAAGUAAUCCUUUAUCGUCGCUUACUCGUUGCAUACUUUUAGAUGAUUGAAACAAAGGUUUAUAGUUUUUCAUAAAGAUCUCGACAUAAUCUCGGUUCCACGUUUCACAUAUUACGUACAUACAAUUUUCACUGGUCGGAGCGACCACGCGUUUACGAAUCGGAUGAUCGAUCGUUUUGCGUUCGAUACAUCAGUUCGUAAACGUAAACGCAACGUACUCAGAAAGGCGGAGGGGAAGAAAAAGAAAGCUGAUUAUGGGAUUUUAGUGAUCGACGUAAGAAAUAAUAUCACAAGGAUCGCGAGACAGGACAUAAAAGGAUCGUUGGUAAUGUCACGGACAAUGUGGUAUUCCGCUUUGAGAUUCUCCGCACAUGCAUUCUACAGCGAUCGUAAAAGAACCGAGGGAAGAAGAAACGAAUUUACGAUCUUUUUAUUAUCCAACGACGCGAAACAUAUCCGAACACGCGAAUGUUUCUUUAAAACUAUUACCGUUUGUUCGAUGAUUCUCGAAGAAUAUAUUAUUUUCAUCCUUACGAAGAUAUCGGUCAAUAUCUUUAUCGGUUGCGCGCUUAAUAUAAUUAUCGCUUAACAAUUCUGCGUUGUGCGAUAAAAUUUCCUAUCGAAAUAAUUAAUGCGUCUUUAGUUUAGUCUUCUCGUUUAUUCGCUCCAAGUUAAUUUUCAAAUGUAAUUUUAAAUCAGAAUACAAGAAUUUUCGACGAUCGAAUGAACGAGUAAAUUUUACAAACAGCAAAUACGGUGUGAACCGUGCUAGACGACUAAACUAAUUACAUGACAUUAACCAAUUGUGAGAGUAAGAAUUAUUACAGAACGUUGGAUAAAAUAUUUCAUUGGGUCAAAAUAUUUCAUUAAAUUCUAAUUUAUCGUACCACUUUUAUUCGUAAUUCAUUUCUAAUGUGAAAUUCUGUUAACGAAUAUUUCUAUCUCUUCUGUGUAAAUAUUCAAGACGUCCGACGGAUAUAUAUCUGUGAAAAAUCACGAUAUUAAGCUUACUUAGACACGAUUCGUUGUCCAAUUGUAUAGCAUUUAACGUUCGAGUAGCAAAUUUUAACGAAGAAUGUCCACCAGAACAUAUCAAAUGUCCGUGUUCUUGUUCAAUUAUAAGGAACCGUUGUUAGAAAAGUCAAUUAUCGUCUGUCUUUCGUUACGUUUUAACUAGUAGGCAUUCGUGCAGUUCCAACCUUUCCGAUAGUUUGCUUUGACAGUAUAAUAAUGUAAAUUAUGUAAAAAGUUACUUGACGCCAUACAUAUCUAGCAAAUAAUUGGCUAUACGUUUAAAAAUGUCGCAACUGAUUCCACAAUUUAUUCCUCGUACCAAUUGCAAAAUACAUCGUAGAAAAAAUUGAAUCGAUCUGUCGCGACGAUCAAAAAAUGUCUAUUUUAUAUCGCGCAUAUUUGAACGCGCAUUAGUAGAACUAACAACGAUCGACUAAAUAUACAAGACGUUUAAGCUGUAAACGUUCGUAAUGCAAACUAAAAGGAAUAAAAUAUGUUCGUUAUAGAUACUAAAACCAAUAUUUUCCGUGUGAAAAUCUAAUUUUUUAUUUGCCUGUGUACAAUGCUUAAACAAUACGGUUGAAUUACGAAAGUAACCGAAAAAUAUACGUAUGUUGAAUAAGGAAAAUCUACUUACAUAUUGAUGAAUUCAUGAUUCGCAAAUGUGAACAUUAUAUCCAAAGGAGAGGAUGAUGCUUGAAAUAAAGUUUUACGCCUUACAUAAUCUUAAUUGAUGUGAUAUAACGAUAUCAUAUCUCGUACGUUGAUUUAAUAUGUCGUCAGAGUAAAUUUUUAAGAUACAAAUAUAAAAUUACGUUCUACUCUAUUCUCGGGAAAAAUUAAUUUUAUGUACCAUAUUAAUCGAACAUUCUUUAGCACGUAUUAUAUAGAUUCUGAAAUCGUAACGCAAAUUAGUUGUAAUUAAUUUUUCUGUUCCGUUUGAACAGACAUACAUAAUGCGAACAAUUGUGCGCAAAGUACCACAUACUUUUGUAUCAUCCGCAUUGUAGAUACCAUUACAAUCAAUGUUGAAUGAUCGAUGUAAUUGAGUAAUGCGAAAGUCGAAUAUAACUGUGAGAGACGAAGCGAGUCGUGCGAAUGCUUGUAAGUAGACCUCAAGUAUAGUAUACUAUGUAUGAAGAAAUUAAGUUCGACGAGUAUAGACGAAAAGAAAUGUAAUACGUUAUACACAGUGUACAGAUAGGCUGCAUUUUCCCUGCUAACAAUAGGUAGUGGCGUGACUAUAUAUGCCUUCGUCGUAUAUAACGUUAUUUAUAAAUAUAGGUACACGAAGAAUAUAAGAUUUGUGAGAAAUAAACGUGAUUUUCAAACGUCCACGCGUUAAAGAAGAACGACGCUAAAACGCUGAAACCGUUCUUUCGUUUUAUAAGGAAUCUGCUUCGAAGGAAUUUUAUUUCAAUUUCGAACGCAAUAAUAGUAUGAAUUCGAACGAACAGCCUUGGAAUUACAGGACGGAACAAAAUUAAACUGCCAUCGGUAAACGAUACGUUUCGUUAUUGCUUUCGCAAUAUGGUUACGCCAUACAUCGUGCUUUCGGCACGCAAUCUAGUCUUUUAAGCACCGUCGAGACCAGAAGAUUGUCCACUGUCCGUGUACACAUGAAAAUACAAAUUUAUCACAUA
This is a messenger RNA of Bombus terrestris (buff-tailed bumblebee), 7567 nucleotides long. Its product is annotated as lachesin. NCBI's taxonomy places the organism in Eukaryota, Metazoa, Arthropoda, Insecta, Hymenoptera, Apidae. The record is from RefSeq and is a predicted model, not a curated record. The coding region runs from base 61 to 1311 and encodes 416 amino acids. Gene Ontology annotation, cellular component: neuron projection. The transcript is spliced from 10 exons.